Molecule: messenger RNA, 981 nt
Organism: Dicrocoelium dendriticum
Lineage: Eukaryota; Metazoa; Platyhelminthes; Trematoda; Plagiorchiida; Dicrocoeliidae
Source: the annotation of a GenBank genome assembly
AUGUCUCAGAACGAUUUCGGGAUCCUUGCUGUGGAGGUGCACUUCCCUAGAUAUUACGUUACCCACUCGGAUCUCGAGUUGGUUGAUGAUUGCGUUGGCAAGUACACCAAAGGUUUGGAACAAGAAGCCCUCGGCGUUUGUUCAGUCGAAGAAGAUAUUAGUUCAGUUUGUUUGACUGUGGUCUGCAAGUUGAUUGAUCGGUUGAAGUUAGAUCUUCUGCAAGUGGGAUUUUUGGAGGUGGGCACAGAAACUCUGAUUGACAAAUCAAAGUCUACGAAGAGCGUACUCAUGCAGCUGUUUGAACAGUGCGGCAACUUCGACGUCGAAGGGGUGGAUGUGAAAAAUGCAUGUUUCGGCGGCACCGCUGCUCUGUUCCACGCCGUGAACUGGCUAGAGUCAAGUGCAUGGGACGGCCGCCUUGCUUUGGUGGUGGCCGCAGAUAUAGCCGUCUACGGAACGAAAGCUGCUCGCCCCACAGGGGGUGCUGGAGCCGUUGCUAUUCUCCUUGGCCCGAAUGCGCCCCUCGUGUUGGAUUCAGGCCUUCGAGUUCAUCACGUGCAACAUCGGUACGAUUUUUACAAACCCGAUCUCAGCUCUGAGUAUCCGACAGUCGAUGGAAAACUCAGUAUUCAUUGCUAUCGCGAAGCAUUAAUUUCCUGCUACCGAAACUACAAGAGGAAAGUCGCAUUACGCUCCAAUUCAGGUAACCAUGUUAUAACCGUCGCCACUUUUGUUGUAACGCCAUGGUUUGUUACGGUUUCUUAGUCAGGACGGAAGAUUCGGCUUUUGAGGUCUGUACUCCGCACGGAUACAUCGCUGAUGAAAUUCGGAGCGACACACCCUCUAAGACUUUCCGGUUCAACGGUUUUCAAUUUGCUGUACCGAAAUGACACCCCGCACGACUAUUCGCGACUCCAAGACAGUGAUCUUCGGCAGAGGCGCUUAUACAGACAGCCGGAGACUGCGGGCCGGUAACGGUGA